Messenger RNA from Gallus gallus (chicken), 297 nucleotides. The record is from the annotation of a RefSeq genome assembly. Lineage: Eukaryota; Metazoa; Chordata; Aves; Galliformes; Phasianidae.
AUGUCUCCCCUACACUUCAGCUUCUAUUCUGCAUUCACAUUCAGCAGCCUAGGACUAGCAUUCCACCGAACACACCUCAUCUCUGCCCUACUAUGCCUAGAGAGCAUAAUACUAUCCAUAUUCAUCCCCCUCUCAAUCUGACCAGUAGAAAACCAAACCCCAUCAUUCGCCCUUGUACCUAUCCUAAUACUAGCCUUCUCAGCAUGCGAAGCUGGCACAGGCCUAGCCAUACUAGUAGCUUCUGCACGAACACAUGGCUCUGACCACCUACACAACCUAAACCUUCUACAAUGCUAA